Molecule: messenger RNA, 822 nt
Organism: Melospiza melodia melodia
Lineage: Eukaryota; Metazoa; Chordata; Aves; Passeriformes; Passerellidae
Gene: C23H2orf68
Product: chromosome 23 C2orf68 homolog
Exons: 4
Coding region: 55-546 (163 amino acids)
Source: RefSeq, a predicted model, not a curated record
GCGGGGCUCUUAAAGGCGCCGCGUCCCGGUACCGAGCCCGCCGCCGGUACGGGGAUGGAGGCGGCGCCCGCCACAGCGGCGGCCCCGGGCUGGCGCUGCCGGCCGGGGGGACGGCUGGACAUGAGCCACGGCUUCGUGCGUCACAUCCGCCGCAACCAGCUCGCCAGGGACGCGUACGACCGUGCGGUGCGGCAGGCGCGGGGCCGAGCGCGGACGAGGCUGACACCGGGCCCGGCGCGGCCCCGGCGGCCCGACCAGCAGGUGUACCGGCCGCACCGGGGCGGCGGGCCCGGGGGCGAUGCCAGCGCGGGUUCCCCCGCCGAGGGCAGCGGGGCCGCCCCGGAACCGGCGCGGGGGCCGCGGCUCUUCUGCCUCGAGUACGAGGGCGACGACGGGCGGGUGACGGCCGUGAUCGUGCACCAGGGGGACAGCGCGGAGGAGGUGACGCGGCGCGUGUGUGCCCACAGCCCCCUGGAGCCCCCCCUGCGCAGGGCGCUGUGCCAGCGCGUGCAGGACGAGCUCAGCAAGCGCCGGGGCACGGGGUGAGGCUGCGGGCACGGCCCCGGGCGCUGCCGCCCUGCCCCGGGACCCGCGACGCCCCCCGGGACCGCCGCCGUCCCCCGGUGUCAAUAAAGGUGCUGCGAGGCUCCGUGUCCUUCACUGCUCGGGGAAACUGAGGCACGGCGGGGUGUGUGUGUGUGGGGGGGGGUGUGACGCGGCCCCUGUGUCCCCGAGUGUCACCUUGCCACCCGUCCCAUGCAGCAGCCCAGGGGGGGUGGCCCCUGCAGUGACACCGGCUGCCAGGCCUCUCCCGGGUGCCAC